Molecule: messenger RNA, 1606 nt
Organism: Cylicocyclus nassatus
Lineage: Eukaryota; Metazoa; Nematoda; Chromadorea; Rhabditida; Strongylidae
Source: the annotation of a GenBank genome assembly
CUGAAAGUGUUGGAAACAUAAUUGUGCAUACAUUAAUGCCACCAUACAAUACAAUACCAGAUGUCUGCUGAAAAUCUUGCAAACAAUGGAGAGCGUGAGGAAGUCAACAUGCCUACUGAGCCUAUCUUGAAGUCGUUGAAAAGCAAGGCGGAUGGAUCAGUAACUGCUGCAUUUCCAUACGAUACAAAAUUCGUCAAAGCAUUGCUGAAAGACGUUCACCUCAUGUUUGUAGGUGAUUCAUUGAUGCGAGGGAUCUACAAAGACGUCAUCGUUAUGCUGCACGGAAAUGACCUUAUCGAUGACAGUAUGUUGAAAUCGAAGACCGAGCCAACUUUCUUUGGCGAUAAAAUGAUCGACGUGCUUCCUCUGGAAAAGGACAGAGUUUUUCGUCAGGCGAGGGAGUACCACACAGAAUACUACCUCAUACAGUAUCUUUUCACAACAAGAGUGAUGAAAGAUGACAUAGAGACUGCGCUUUUGGAACUAUGUACUGCCAACGAGUUUCCGGAUGUGUUGUUCAUAAAUUCUUGUCUUUGGGAUAUUACAAGAUAUAAUCGUGCGAUUGACGAGACGACGAGACAGACUGCUACCCAACCGCAGAUUGAGAGAACAUCGCUCGAAGAGUUUCUAGAGCGAAUUUCGAUGCUACUGCGACGUCUUCGUCUCAUAUUACCAGCCACAACACAGGUGGUAUGGGUGAACAUGCCUUGGCCGCUCCCGGUCGACACCCGUUCCUUUCAAAACAGAGCGGGUAGUACCGAUAAAUACCUCAACAGGAUGUUGAUAGUAGACGCGAACUUUCGAGCAUCUCAGCUCUUUCGCGCCGCUGGAUAUGACGUCCUCGAUAUCGCAUUUUACAUGCGCAACCAAGCUCUUUAUGCAUAUAGAGUUAAAGAUGGCGUGCAUUGGGACUCUAUCGGAACUCGCAUCAUGUCGCAGUUGGUUGUCGGACACUUGGCUCGCUCAUGGAAUAUACCGCCUCCACGUAAUAUACAGCAGAAACUGAAUGGAUUCGCCGAAAAUGCGCUUUCAUUUGACGGUCACAAAAACUGGGCUGUCUGUUCGCUCAUAGCAUUCACAAUAUCCACUCUCUCUGAAGGAACAGACGAGUACCAUUCUUUUCCCGAACUUCUACAGAGAAAGAUCCGAGCGGCCGCUCUGCGUGAAAUUAAGGAGAGCGAUCCAAAAUUAUACGAUGCACUCAUGAGCGAUAUACGCGCAAUGAGGAUGUGCAAAGUGCUCGAGGAUAACCCGGGUACCUCUGAGCGAUUGGAUGUUGAGCACCUUUGGGAGCUCGAUGAAAUGGUGAAAGCUUUUCCAAAAGUGGCUGAGUGCAUUGGACAAGUUGCAGCGCAGGAGGUUACGUUAUUGGUGAAUAAUACUGUGUGCCGCAAACGCAAGCACGUACCUUAAACUCUCUCCGAAAUAGUUUGAAGUAGCAGUAUUUUGUAUCCACAGCUGUUGUGUUUAUCCGCUUAGAUGAACAGCAUAAGAUGAGUUGAUCUAGCCCCGACAUGUUCAACUUAAUUUUUUUUUCGUCUCAAACAGUACAUAGGUUAGCAAAGUUUUUUCUCGGCUCAGAAAAAACUGCAUAUCUUUGCUCUAC